AUGUUGACUUCGCUUAUACGUUCUCUACCCCAACUUGGACGAAAAUGGAAGCCCCUCAACUUCUCGAAUCCGAACUUCGUCCGGAUUCCGGUUACUCAGAAACUAGAAGAACAGACCAUGCCAGACUAUGUUGCUUCUCGAUAUUAUCCUGCCAAAAUAGGGGAUAUAUUGCAGGAUAAAUACCAGGUUGUGGGAAAACUCGGAUUCGGAGCCAAUUCGACUGUGUGGCUUGCACGAGACAUGAGGUACCGUCGCUGCGUCACGCUCAAGAUAUAUGUCAAGUCUGCAUCUAUUGGACAGUGUUUGGACGAUAAACUUAACAUGUACAAACGUAUAGAAGCAGGUUCCAAAAAUCACCCAGGUUGCGGCGCUGUCCGGUCGUUACUUGACUCUUUCGACAUUGACAGAGCUGAGGAUAAACAUAGGUGCCUUGUACAUCCUCCUCUCUGGGAAAGUGUUACCCGUAAUGUUCUGGCAUUCAUCCUCAAGCGACUAUUCCUGGCCUUGGACUACCUGCAUACAGAGUGCCAGGUAAUACACACUGACAUCAAGGCCGGCAAUAUCAUGUUCGGCAUAGCCGAUGAUUCAGUCUUCGAUGGCUUGGUCGAUGGCUUGGUCGAUGAUGAGAUUCGAAUUCCUUGUCCGAGAAAAGAGCUAGAUGUAAGAACGAUCUACGUGUCCCAGGAGCUCGGAUUACCCAAGGAAUGGGGAGCCCCGGCCCUAUGUGACUUUGGCUCCGCUAUGCCUGGUGGCGUAGAACACUUGGAAGAUAUUCAACCCAACAUGCAUCGGGCGCCGGAGGUGAUCCUUGAGGCGCCGUGGACAUACAGCGUUGAUAUAUGGAAUAUGGGAUGCAUGAUCUGGAACAUUUUUGAGGGCGAAACUUUGUUUACCGGUUACGACUCAGAGUAUCAGACUUAUCGAAGUCGAGCCCAUCUUGCGGAUAAUAUCAGACUGCUUGGACCUCCUCCGCCUGAUCUUAUUGCCCGAGGGAAGCUAAGCCAUAAGUUCUUCUCUGAUGAAGGUGACUUCUGCGCUGGUAUUCCAUUGAAAGAACCCGUUCCGCUUGAGCAGAGGGAAACGACUCUUGAGGGGCAGGAAAAGGCCGAUUUUCUACUGCUAGUACGGAAGAUGUUGCGGUGGAACCCACCAGCGUAG
Messenger RNA from Aspergillus homomorphus CBS 101889, 1158 nucleotides. Its product is annotated as kinase-like protein. Lineage: Eukaryota; Fungi; Ascomycota; Eurotiomycetes; Eurotiales; Aspergillaceae. The transcript has 6 exons. The record is from RefSeq and is a predicted model, not a curated record. Gene Ontology annotation, biological process: protein phosphorylation; regulation of mRNA processing; spliceosomal complex assembly. The coding region runs from base 1 to 1158 and encodes 385 amino acids. Gene Ontology annotation, molecular function: ATP binding; protein kinase activity.